GUGUGUGUGUGUGUGUGUGUGUGUGUGUGUGUGUGAACUAUAUGAUCUUUCAGUUCUGUGUUUGCCAAUGUAGCUGCAAAAUGAGGAAGGCAGGACAUGGCCGAGUCACUUUUUUGGCAAACGCACAUUUCUUAAUUAUGUCAGAAAUGUAACUUGACUUGUUUCACACUGGUCUACAUAACAUCUGUGUGUGACCGCUGCACUUUGGUCGGAGUGCUUGUUGCUCGGCUGUCAUGUCCACAAAAACAUAUUUUUAUGUUGUUAAAUCAUUGGAAACAGUGUACGCCAAGAACAGAAACACUUCCCGGAUCAGUUUUAGUUCCUCUAUCACACAGGCAUCAUGUGGGGCAGAGCACAGACAAACUCAUUUCAUGCAUGGAUUUAGAUGCAGAAUGGCUGAGGCUUGCAUUCAUAGUUAACACGGAUUUGAUGAUUUACAGUCCGCAACUAUCUCAGUGAGAAAAAUAACUGCACACUAAAUAUAGACUUUGAGAUGUUAUAUGUAAAGAGGACUUCUAAAAACAUGCACUUUUCAACCAAAUUCUGCAUAAUUUCCACCAUGAUAUGUAGACUAACUGCAUAUCACUGAAUCAGUGCUUAUUGGAUUAUUGAACAGGACAGACCGUUUUAAAUUUAGCAGUUAAAAUGAAAUGCAGAACCAAAACAGGAAGACAAGAAUCAACUCAUCAGUUCUACACAAAUACACAGGUACAGUUUAUUACACAGGGAUUAAGGAAACAAGAAAAAGGGGGAAAUUAAAAAAAAGGGUGAAAAAAGAGAAAUAAUCAGUAGUUAUUUCCUGAAAAUAUCAACUCAAACAGGGCAUUUUUCACUACUAUCUAACAACUUGUAGACAAAACGAUUUAUACAACUCUUUCAGAGCAGACAUUUAGACUUCAAAGUAGGAAACACACAGGUCUUACAAAUAACAGCAGUAAUAAAGCCAUGACACUGUGACAGUGAGCCAGCAUGAACAAUACCAGGUCCAUGAACCUGAGGCAGCUAAAUUCAGCCAUCAUUCUUACUAUUUUUUACACCUGGCCUCUCCAAAGUCAAAUGUCUUCUUUGAAAAAGAUCAUUUUUGCCCAGUUUUAACCUGCACCUCUAGAUGUCUUUUGACCUGCUAAUCAGAUCAAUGCUUCCUGGGUUAUUAAAUGUCAGAAACAUGGCCCCUGACUGGCCUGACUCCUGACUAUUUGACCCUGUAAAUUUUGCAAUUCCAGCAGGGAGCCAAAAUCGAGCAAAAAGGAACAAAUCUGUUUAGCAGCCAUGGUUACAUAAUGCAUUUAUGAUUUGGAGAUCUGAAUCAAAUUUUAAAACACUUGUCCCCUGAAUCUUAUUUGAUGAAAGUAGGUUUGCCAGUGAGUUUACUUUUCCCAACACAAUGCUACUCAUGUAGCGGUCAAAACAGGAAAACAGAAAAAGCAGAGAAUAAUGUCUUGUCUGUGUACAGAUUCAACUUGGCUGUGCCUUAUCAUCAACUCGCCACUUUCUCGGCCAUUCGUCACUUCCUCUCCUCACGCCUUCAUUGACUGUUUUCAUCAUCUGUACUCUGUAGUGGCUGAGCCGGCGAUCCAGAUCUUUGAGCAGCCUAAGCAGAGGGGAAUGCGCUUCAGGUACAAGUGUGAGGGUCGCUCAGCUGGCAGCAUCCCCGGAGAGAAGAGCUCCGACAACAACAGGACCUACCCCAGUCUGCAGAUCUUGAAUUACUCUGGUAAGGGUAAGGUCCGUGUUUACUUGGUGACAAAGAACGAGCCCUACCGACCGCAUCCACAUGAUCUGGUGGGGAAGGACUGCAAAGACGGAUUCUACGAGGCUGAGUUUGGUCCAGACCGCAGAGUGAUCGCUUUCCAGAACCUGGGUAUCCAGUGUGUGAGGAGGAGGGAAGUGAAAGAUGCGAUCGUACAGAGGAUUACCAGAGGGAUCAACCCCUUCAGUGUGCCACGCGAGCAGCUGCUGCAGACAGAGGAGUACGACUUGAACGUGGUUCGCCUGUGCAUCCAGGUUUUCCUGCAGGAUGACAACGGUCACUACACGCGUUCACUCCAGCCCAUUGUCACCAACCCCAUCUAUGACAACAGGGCCCCAAACACAGCAGAGCUGAGGAUCUGUCGGGUCAACAGGAACAGUGGCAGCGUUAAAGGAGGGGAUGAGAUCUUCUUACUGUGUGACAAAGUACAGAAAGAUGACAUUGAGGUGCGAUUCUUCUCUUCUGACGGUUGGGAGGCCAAAGGCUCCUUCUCCCAGGCUGAUGUUCAUCGCCAAGUAGCCAUUGUCUUCAAGACUCCGCCCUACUACAACACCUCAUUAACAGAGUCGGUCACUGUGCACAUGCAGUUGCGGCGACCUUCCGAUCAGGAAGUCAGUGAGCCGAUGGAUUUCAGAUAUCUGCCCGACGACAAAGAUCCUUAUGGCUACAAUGAGAAAAAGCGCAGAAGAGAGCACUUGAUGAAGAUAUCAGGAUUGUCAGGUGUUCCUUUUGCUGGUCUAGCUAUGAACAGGCCAAAGGCAGUGCCACAGAGUACCAUGAGUCAUAUGCGGAAAGACCUCAGCAACAUGUACCUGAGGCCACAGCCCACACCCACGAUGCAGCAGCAACCUGCUUUAUUCAACCAGCCCUACCAAUCAGGGCCUCAGAAUGUGAUAAUGACAUCACAGGCUUCUAAUUUACAAAUCAGCCAAUCAUGGGCAAAUCCCAACCCAGUACUCUCAAUGGAUACAGUCACCAUAAACCCGUCUGGUGCCAUGAGUAAUUUGCCACGUCCUAAUAGCAGCAGACAACAGCAGCCAAACCGUGGAUCUGGUUACUCCCACAGAGUGGAACACAACAGCUGUGAGAAUAACACCCUCCCCCAGCUCUCCAUGAGGGACUUGCAGUGCUUGGAUACAGUCCCCCAGGCCCCUGUAAUGAGCCAUUCAGAGACCCAGCCACUCUUCCACCUGCAGCACCAAAGGAACGAGCUCACAUCGGAGACCCGGGCCCAGAACCAUCUAGGAAACCAGAACCAGGGUCUACAGACUGUGUGGCCUAAUUUCAAUACCCUCAAUCCUGUCCAGAACAUCUUUAAUGGGUCAGUACCUGGAGGUGGAGGGGGGUCACAGGGCCUGGGCUCUUUCCCCUUCCUAGAGGGAAUGGAAGGGGAAGAUUUUCUGAAGGGCCUCGUGGGAGGAGUUUCUCAGACUGGCUUCCAGCUGAAGCAGGAACCCCAGAUCACAGUGGGACAAGAGCAAUCCCCAAGGGAAAGCCAAGGAAAUACUUACACCAACUUGCUUCCUCGUCCCAUGAGUAAUGGCACAAACAUGGAUCCAAUGAUGCAAGACGGUAGUGGCAACACCCAAGCUCUUAAGAAUCUGCAGAAUCCUUACUCAAACAAUGGCAUGGCCCCAGAAGGCCACUUUUCAACUUUGGCUGACUGGAUCAAAGCAACUCAGCAAAGCGACUGAAAGAAGUGACAUUUUUGGUAUCAAGAAAUAAACAGCUCCAAGAAGCAGUUCCAAGGAGUACAUCAGUCUUUUUAGCCUUGAAAAACCAGAAUUUUUGCUUCUCCCAUUCCUGCUUGGUAAGACUCACUGGACAUUUGCUUUGGCUAUUAUGUUCGUGGGCAUGAGACCAAAAUUAUUUGCAGGCAGUUGGAUCCAUAACCAGACAAAGGCAUUGUUUCUAAGUGUUAAAACUGAAUACUGUCUAGUUCCCUCUUUAGCAAAGGCAUCACCGAGGAUGCUUCCUAUAUCUGUUUGGCCAACCAUGGCAAUUGGUAGGUUGUCAUUUGUCUUUGCUUCCAAUAAUUAAUCUGUAAAGACAGCUUUCUGCUGAAAUGUAUCAACCAAAUUUGGUGUCUUGGCAAAUUUUCAGACAAGAAAUAGGUCAUGCAGUUCCAGAACCUUGCCUCGUUUUAUAUCAAGGACACUUUGUUUAAUGAUUGGUGUAGAGCGUGAUUCUGUACAGGUUCCACCACAAGCAUGUUUUAAGAAGUGCCGAGUUGCAUCAUUGCUCUAAUCACUCCCCCUAAUUCACUGAAUGGUUCGGCUUCCAGCUACUGUUGUUCUCCAGACUAGCCAAUAAAACUGAGCUCACAUGAAUUCAGCUGGUUUCUGCAAGGUUAAGACCUGUAUGUGGAUGAACCCUGCCUUAGGUUGUAAGGAUAAUAAUGAUCUCAUCAACACACACACACACACACACACUGAUGGUUUCUUAGCCAAGGUUAGAUUUCUGAAGAGGUGAAUGUUCUACUUUCUUUCUUUGUCUUUCUCAGGUGAAGUUGGAUUCACUGUCAAUGUACUGUAUAGUAAAGAAUGUUUUGUUGGGUGUUUGAUAUUGAAAAAAAACAAGGGUAAAUGGAUGUAAUGGAUUUUGAAAGUACAGCAAAAAAGUGGCUUACUAUCAUGGGUUUAUUUGUCAUUGCUUUUUAAAAGAUUCACACAUAUUAUACGUGUCAGUUAAGGUGUGUCACUGUUCUGUUGAUUUUUUAAAAGAGUAUCUGCUGUUAAAUGCACUCUGUACAUACAUGUUAGCCAUAGUUGAGAGUGAAAGCAAUAACUAUGCUGAAACACUCAAGAACUGGCAAGGUACUGAAAUUUCCAUUGAGGAAGUGGGAGGAAGCACAUUCAGUGGUGUCCUUCCUUUGUAAUGACUGUGUCAUACCAGUGAUCACAUGUGUUAUCCAGAGUUCUCAGAGCAUUUUUACCAGAUGUUUUAUAAAUACAGAUGUUUUUGUGUUUUAUUGUUUUUAAUUCAUUCAACUGAUACUCUUAGGGACAGUUACAAAAAGCGCCUUAGUCAAGACAAAUUUGAUGGGACACAUGGUUGAUGAUGGACACUUUGCAGCAGCCUGCAAGGCAACUUUGUCGCCACUAGCCUAGCUCAGCCUAACAUGUUUUCUUACUUGUAUACCUUCCAGAAGCUUUAUGGUAUUAUUUUCAUGACUACUUUGUAAGUUUUGCUAUUUUUUUUUUUUUUUUUUUC
This is a messenger RNA of Xiphias gladius (swordfish), 4963 nucleotides long. RefSeq names its product v-rel avian reticuloendotheliosis viral oncogene homolog (gene rel). Lineage: Eukaryota; Metazoa; Chordata; Actinopteri; Istiophoriformes; Xiphiidae. Gene Ontology annotation, cellular component: cytoplasm. Gene Ontology annotation, molecular function: RNA polymerase II cis-regulatory region sequence-specific DNA binding; DNA-binding transcription factor activity, RNA polymerase II-specific. Gene Ontology annotation, biological process: canonical NF-kappaB signal transduction; cellular response to stress; innate immune response. The transcript is spliced from 9 exons. The record is from RefSeq and is a predicted model, not a curated record. Bases 1435 to 3444 code for a protein of 669 amino acids.